This is a messenger RNA of Ectocarpus siliculosus, 1765 nucleotides long. Lineage: Eukaryota; Phaeophyceae; Ectocarpales; Ectocarpaceae. The record is from the annotation of a GenBank genome assembly.
AUGUCCUCGCCAGUGCCUCCUGAGACGGGCGGUGCUUACAUCUACGAUGCCAGCACGUUCUUGAAAGGAUUGAGAUCGAUCUCCUUGAGGAAUCUGUCCUUCAGGAGCGGUCCAGCAGCAGCGGCCGUGGGGUCCGGGAUUGGAAGUGGACGGGCCAAUGGCGAGCGCGAUUCUGCUUCAGUCACGAGCGCAAGCCUCCGCAGCUUGCGGGCGGUCCUCACGAUGAACGAUGCAUCAGCUUCGCCAGGAGGCGCGUCAGCCUCGAAAGCGGCCGAUGGCGUGUACGGCCACCAUGACCCACCGGCGGUAGCAGCUGCAACACCAACAGGAGGAGGUGGCACACGGGCUGUUGACGGCGCGACGAGGGGCGCCGGUGGUUUUUGUGGUAGGGGGAAGGCGUUGCUGACCACGGGGGUUUCGCAGCCCACCGUUAACCCCACUUGGCCGGUUUCUGAGGCAUCUUGGCUGCACGCGGAUGCCCAGGCGGAAGAUCUGGACGGCACGCGCCUGCUCUUGCUGCGGGUCUUUGCCGUUGACCCGGACUCUGCGAGCGCCCGAGAUCCUUCGCACCCAAGGCAGUCGCCGGCACCACCACCUGCUCAAGCCUCGGGGCAUAGCGGGGUCGAUGCCGCAGCAAGGGCAGGAGAUGGCACGGCGACCCUCGGGCCAGUGGUGUGGGAGUGCACGAUAGACGUCAAAGGGUUAACGGCACUGCCGGUCGGAUCGAGGCUGUCCCACUUGUGGGCGCUGCCCGCGGACUGUUUGCUAGUAGAGAUGUCUAACGGGGGCCUCUACGCCGCAGACUGGGUAGUCCAAGCGCUGUCGAGCAACUCGGCGCUCCCUGAGGCCGUGGCGGGGGGUAGGGCUCGGGGCGGCGGCGGCGGGGGCGACGCAUGGCGAGACGAUUCUGACGAGGAAGACGACGAGGACCAAGAGCCCCUGGACGAGGUGCUGCGACGAGUGUUGGUGUUGGAGGCCGAGGCGGAGAGGGGAAGGGUAGAACUAGCCGCUCAGUUGGAGAAGGCAGCACCCGGCGACAGAAAGGUCUGCGCUGCGGCUGAAAGCGCGUGCGCGAUGGACACCCUGAGGUUGGAAUUGACCAUUCAGCAGGAGUUGCUGGAGGCGGAGGAGGCGUCUUUUUUGAGGGAGAAACGGUACCUGGAGGCCGAGACACUGGCGGUUGAGGAGCUUCUUACAGGGAUAGCCGAAGCUGAAGCUUGAGAUUCUCAAGCUGCUGGAUGCGAAGAUCUCGACAUCGAACCCGGACAGCCGGUCGAGGGAGAAGCGGAGAGCGCGAUUCAGGGGUGGGCUACCAUCGAGGACGACGAUGAGGUGGUAGAGGCUCUUCGACUGGACGCAGUGGACGAAAUGGCGGCACUGCUGGCUGGAACGCAUGUGACUACCGGCGGUGGGGAGGAGGACGAAGAAGAGGAGGGUAGUGGCGAUGACAACACGGGGACCGAGCUCCUUGCUCCACCCGCUUAUGCUGAGCUGUCGCCUCACUUCAUCGUCCUGGAAGCGGCAGCAGAGGAGAGUGGCAACGGAGACGCGGCGUUCUUCCUAACGAAAGCGAAGAUGGCGAUGAUUGCAGCGCAUUCCGCUAAGCGGGUGCGCCAGGCAGACAUGAGAGAGUUUGUUGCUGCUACGGAGUAAAGUCGAGGGGUACAGCUGUUGUAGCAAUGGUUGUUUGCUUUUGCUUCCAGUGCGCUUCCUGUCGUGCUUUUCUUUUUGUCUUGUUUCUUCUAGUAACAUCCAAGGGGGUGCG